GAGAGAGAUCACUCAACAGGAGUUUCCGUAGUCCAAGUUGGCCAAGGCUACUCUAACUUUGUGUUCCGCCGUCGGCCAGGUGCGCGCGUGGAGCUCAAGAAGAGGAAUGUCCCGAUAGAAAAUACUCCAAUAUUUCCUUUGGAUUACGUAGCCUACACGCGGUUGUGUGGGGAGGGUUCCACCCGCUCCAGGUAACGCGCUCCGUGCUCGUAUCCCCGCCGCCCACGGUCACCUGCCCAGCGGGGAUAUGUAUCAGGGAAUAAGCAUGGCGACCAACCAUGGACACCCGUCAUACGAGGCCAGCUUUCUGCAUAACCCCGCGGCCACCUCUCCCGUGUACGUGCCGACCACCCGGGUGACCCCCAUGAUCCCCGCUCUCCCGUACCUGCAGACUCACGGCGCUGCGCAGCCGAGCAGCCCAGGACAGAAUCAUUCGGCCUGGGCGCAGGUAGGUCCGGAGGCAGGGUCCUCUUACAGCACAGCCAACACGCACCACUCCCCGGUGUCACCGCGCUUCAGCUUCCCCGCGAGCCCGCCGCUAACCUCCGGUGUGGCCACGGCGCGGGAAACCACUACCUACACAAGCCCCCUGAACAUCUCCGCCAACGUGAGAGAAUCUUACGGGGCACGAGGUCUCAGCAGCUCCUACCCCAGCCCCUACCCGGCGUACGUCAGUACGAACAUGGGGAGCACUUGGCCGGCGCCUCCGUUUGACAGCUCCGUACUACACGGUCUGCAGCCAGGGACGUCGGGGAACUCUAUGCGGCAUCCAAACUUAGACCUGUUUGAUGACUUCGUGGAGGGCCGAGAGUGUGUGAACUGCGGCGCGAUGUCCACUCCACUGUGGCGACGGGACGGAACUGGACACUACCUGUGCAACGCCUGCGGCCUCUACCACAAGAUGAACGGCAUCAACCGGCCCCUCAUCAAGCCACAGAGACGCCUGUCUGCUUCCAGGAGAGUAGGUCUGUCCUGCACUAACUGCCACACCAGCACCACCACACUGUGGAGACGCAACGCUGAGGGAGAACCAGUCUGCAACGCAUGCGGCCUCUACAUGAAGCUGCACGGGGUGCCGCGCCCACUGGCCAUGAAGAAAGAUGGCAUCCAGACUCGCAAACGCAAACCCAAGAACCUCAGCACGAACAAACCUGGAACCCCGGCCAUGGAUAGCCACACCCCCUCCAGCACUCCCAGUUCCAACCACAAUGUAGACGAUGAGCCUCGACCAAUCAAAACAGAGCCAGACACACACACACUCUACACACACCACCACCUGCACACACAGGUGUGCCCAGUCCCUGGGUACCUGAGCUCUCCAGCGGGCAGUGCCACUCUGAAGCUCACACCCAGCAGCCAUCCUGCCCCAGCCAGCGCUAAGAGCGCCCUGGACCAGCCUCAUACUGGCCUGAGCACACACACACACACACACAGACAUACACGCCCUGGACCAGCCUCAUACUGGCCUGAGCACACACACACACACACACAGACAUACACGCCCUGGACCAGCCUAAUACUGGCCUGAGCACACACACACACACACACACACACACACACACACACACAUACACACACACGCCCUGGACCAGCCUCAUACUGGCCUGAG
Messenger RNA from Alosa sapidissima (American shad), 1609 nucleotides. It is a transcript of the gene gata4, whose product is annotated as GATA binding protein 4. Gene Ontology annotation, cellular component: nucleus. NCBI's taxonomy places the organism in Eukaryota, Metazoa, Chordata, Actinopteri, Clupeiformes, Clupeidae. The record is from RefSeq and is a predicted model, not a curated record. Gene Ontology annotation, biological process: cell fate commitment; positive regulation of transcription by RNA polymerase II; negative regulation of transcription by RNA polymerase II. The coding region runs from base 248 to 1528 and encodes 426 amino acids. The transcript is spliced from 7 exons. Gene Ontology annotation, molecular function: DNA-binding transcription factor activity, RNA polymerase II-specific; zinc ion binding; RNA polymerase II cis-regulatory region sequence-specific DNA binding.